Messenger RNA from Pristis pectinata (smalltooth sawfish), 8320 nucleotides. RefSeq lists its product as uncharacterized. Bases 374 to 8158 code for a protein of 2594 amino acids. Gene Ontology annotation, molecular function: protein binding. The record is from RefSeq and is a predicted model, not a curated record. The transcript is spliced from 34 exons. Lineage: Eukaryota; Metazoa; Chordata; Chondrichthyes; Rhinopristiformes; Pristidae. Gene Ontology annotation, cellular component: cytoplasm.
CGCAUGCUCACAGUCACCGGACGGGCGGCGGCUGACGCGGGUCUGCGGGCCGAUCGUCUCCGGGACCGGGGCCGGGAGAGGGCCCUCGCCCCCCCACCCUGGGCCGGGGAGCCGGCAGGAGGCUCAGCUGCCUGCGGGGGUGGGGGCGCGGCGAGGACAGCAGGUUCCCACCGUUAAAUUUAGUCCAGCGGUGAGACACUGGGCGAAAUAAUCUGACUACUGGAAGUAAGUAGCAGCUGAAGGCUCGGGAACAGCAACAAGUGAACCAGCCACAGAACUGAGGGAAGCAACUGGAGCGAACUCUUCUGAUCCAGAAUUUCCAUCAAUUUGAAGAAAGCUUGAGCACCGGAAUUUGGGACCACCUGUCACCAUCAUGGCUGAAGGUGGCAGCGGGGGAGAUGCAGUGACCUCCACAUCAAGGAAACGCGCAGGUGGGAAAUUAACUCACAUAGAGAAAGUUUUCAAGAGAUUUUUACCAGUCGGAUUAUCAAGGAAAGAUGAUCAGGACACAGGAACUACUACACCAAAGCAGUGCCGGAUUGAGAGCGGUGUCCCAAUGGAAUGUGUUCCCUCCUUGGAGGAAAGGGAACAAAAUCAGCCCAGCGGGAGUGGGAUCAGAGACGGAAUUCAGGGCCAUGGAACCAGCCCAAGUGAGGCGAUUCCCUGUGACGUCGGAGGCUCAUUAAUCACGGAAUCAUCAAGUCUCAACCAAGGAGCAGAACACCAGAUGUUGGGAUCGUCUGUCGCCACCAUGGCUGAAGAUGCAAACAGGGGAGGGGAUACGGUGACCUCGAAAUCAAGGAAGGACACAGACCCAGAGACUACGAUAUCUGAGCUCCUGGCACAGUGCGGGGAUUACCAACUGUUCCAGUUGUCAAACUUCUACCGGGAGAGACUGAAACCUGCGAUUGAAGAAGGGGUUGAAAGGCUCAGCUUGAUGUUGAGAGAUGAGCAACAUUUCAGUGGACAGGAACAUGAGAAAGUCACUGAGCUGGUGGAGAGGAAAAAACGGACAGAGAGUUCCAAACUCCUCUUCAGUCUGGUGAUGGAGAAGGGAUCCCGGGCCCGGAGAGCGAUGUGGGAAUCCUUUGUGAAAAUGCGGAAUGAGUUACCAAAGUUGGACAAAAUACUGAAUGAAAUCCAGGAGCUCGGUCCUGAUCCAUAUGAAUACAUGAACAUCGGCCGAGAUUUAUGUGAUUUAUCCGCACAGCUGAAGGACGUUCAACAGAAACACAAGGAGGUGCUGCGGGCACAAACCGAAACUCUGAGAGUGAACACGAUCCUGAUGAGGGAGAAGGUGAAGGUUUUCCAGCUGGUUGAUCGAUACGCUGAGCUCACUGUCAUUUCUACUGUUCGAGAUCGGAGACUUGUGGAACACGAGCUGCUGGCAAGAGGCCGGGACCAUGAACGGUGGAGAAAGAAACAUCUCCGUGGAGAGCUGGAAAAAAUCCGGACUGAUCAGUUGUUCCAGAGCAGCUUUUCCCGGAGUAAAUGGAAAAAUGGGAGAUCGGCAGCAGUGGCCGGAGUCCCGGGGAUCGGGAAAACAACCAUGGUGCAAAAGAUUGUUUAUGACUGGGCCACGGGGAAAAUAUACCCACACUUCCAGUUUGUCUUCAGCUUCAAAUUCCGGGAUUUAAACUCCAUAAACUGCAGGAUAAACCUGAGGGAACUGGUUCUAGAUCAGUAUCCUUACUUUGGGAAUAUUCUGGGAGAGGUCUGGAAGAAUCCUGAGGGAUUGUUGUUUAUAUUCGAUGGUUUGGAUGAAUUCAAACACAGAAUCCAUUUUGCUGACAGGUGGAGAGACACAGAACCUCAGCACAAGUGCCCAGAUCCCGAGUGGUGGUGUGAAGUGUCUGACAUUGUGUACAGUUUAAUCCAGCACAAGCUGCUCCCAGGGUGUUCAGUGUUGGUGACCACCCGUCCCACUGCGUUACAUUUAUUGGAAAAGGCGGAGAUCAGUGUCUGGGCUGAAAUCCUGGGAUUUGUCGGUGAGGAACGGAAGGAAUAUUUCCACAAGUUUUUUGAAGAUCAGACAGUGGCAGCAGCUGUUUUCAAACACGUGGAGGAGAACGAGAUCCUGUACACCAUGAGCUACAACCCCUCCUACUGCUGGAUCCUGGGUCUGGCACUGGGCCCCUUCUUCACACAAAGACACAAAGAUCCGCAGCGAGUUCCCAAGACCGUCACCCAACUAUAUUCCUACUAUAUUUACAACAUCCUGAAAAACCACGGCCGUGAGAUUGAUAGUCCCCGUGAUGUGUUACUGAGGGUUGGUCAGAUGGCCUACAGAGGAGUGUUCGACAACAAGAUUGUGUUUACAGAUGGAGAUUUGAUCAACUACAAUCUGCAGCCUUCCCAGUUUCUGUCCGGGUUCCUGAUGGAACUUUUGGAGAGAGAGGAUUGUGCCCGGAGCGUGGUGUACACAUUCCCACACCUCACCAUCCAAGAGUUUGUAGCCGCACUCGCACAAUUCCUGAAUCCGCAUCCCGGGGAUAUCCUGAAACUCCUCACUGAAGCCCACAGCACGACAGACGGGCGAUUUGAGGUAUUUCUCCGUUUUGUUGCUGGUCUCUCCUCCCCAGGGUCAGCUCGGGGGCUGGAGGAGUUUCUGGGUCCAUUUCCCCAUCAAACAACCUGCCGAGUGAUUGACUGGGUGAAGGAGGAGGUGAAACGUCAGAGUGGAAACACAGGGAGUGAAGCUGGUAAAAGGAGCCUCCUGAACACACUGCACUACCUGUUUGAGUCUCAGAACCGUGGACUGGCUCAGGCCGCACUGGGAUCUGUGGAAACACUUUCAUUCAGUGGAUUGCGACUGACCCCGAUUGACUGCGCCGUCCUGUCUCAUGUCAUUGGGCUCUGUGAUACAAUAAAACACCUCGAUCUGGGGGGCUGCCACAUUCAGUGUGAAGGGCUCCAGCGGCUGGGACCCGGGCUACACAAAUGCCGAGAGUUGGGACUGGAGAACAACGACCUGGGCGAUUCGGGAGUGAAACCGGUGUCUGCGGCUCUGAGGGACCCGGAGUGUAAAAUACAGAGACUGCGGCUGGCGUGGAACCGUCUUACAGAUUCUGGUGUCGAGGAUCUCGCCUGCGCUCUGAGCACAAACCGCUCACUGACGGAGCUGGACCUGAAUGGCAAUAAACUGGGUGAUUCGGGAGUGAAACCGGUGUCUGCGGCUCUGAGGGACCCGGAGUGUAAAAUACAGAGACUGCGGCUGUGGGAUGUCGGUCUCACAGAUUCUGGUGCCGAGGAUCUCGCCUCCGCUCUCAGUACAAACCGCUCACUGACGGGACUGGACCUGGGAUCAAACUCCCUCACAGACCGAUGUGUCCCCGCUCUCCGCCGCCUCAUCCUGACCCUCCCGAGUCUGGAGUGGAUCUGGCUGCGGGGGAAUCGGUUCAGUUCAGAUGGACAGAAUCAGCUGAAGUCCCUGCAGGGAACCAGACGCGGACUGAGGACACCACAGCGGGAGAGAGCGCCUGUUUUUGCGGAACAGACCCAGUACUUCAACAGCAGCCUCGAGCGCCCAACACUGACCGAACUGCAGAGCGCAGCUCAACGUAACCCAGAGCGUCCCUCACCGACAGAACACCAGCGGGACACUGUAACAUCAGCCCACAGCCCCACUCACCGACGGAACACCAGCGGGACACUCAUUGUUUAUGAAUUAUGUGGUCAGGCCUGGGCUUGGAAUCGAACCUGUGACUGCGGGGCCGCCCAGGAGCUGCCGCACUCGGGGAGCUGGGCAGGGGCGGUCCCGAUGGCGAUAGACCCGCCCCCUGUUCCUAACCCAGAACGCAGCCUCACUGCCGUUCGCUGGGCACAGAAUCCGGAGCCUUCGUCCAAGACUUGGUUAUCUGCAGGAGAUGAUAAUCUCGGCACAGUUGCUGCAUUGCCCAUUACUGUAGUGGUCCAACUGGGCACAACAGUUGAAGAUAUCUUUGUAAACGGUCUGAAGCCGAGAUUCGUGCACCCCCAAGCAGCGGGUGCACAGUCACAUCUGGAGAAAGGAACGUCCAGUGUUCACAAGGAAAGAGCACUGGAAUUUGGGAACACCGUCAUGGCUGAAGGUACCGGCGGGGGAGGAGAUGCUCUGUCCUCCACAUUCAGCAAAUACACAGAACCGAAUUCUGCAGUCUCUGAGCUGCUGACACAGUGGGACGAUGAGCAACUGUUCCAGCUGACAAAGAUCUACCGGCAGAGACUGAAACAAGCGAUUGAAGAAAGGGUUGAAGGACUCAGCUGGAUGUUGAGACAGGAGGACCAUUUUAGUGGACAAGAUCAUGAGAGAGUCAUUGAGCUCGCCGAGAGGGGAAACCGGGCAGAGAGUUCAACGCUCUUCUUCAGUUUGGUGUCGGGGAAAGGAUCCCGGGCCCGGAGGGUGAUGUGGGAAUCCUUCGUGAAAAUGCGGAAUCAGUUACCAAAGUUGGACAAAAUCCUGAAAGAAAUCCAGGAGCGCGAUGUUCAGGAGAAACACAAGGAGACUCUGCGGACACACACAGAAACACUGAGAGUGGAGACGAUCCUGAUGAGGGAGAAGGUGAAGGUUUUCCAGCUGGUGGAUCGAUACGCUGAGCUCACGGUCAUUUCCACUGUUCGAGAUCGGACACUUGUGGAACAUGAACUGCUGGCAAGGGGCCGGGACCAUGAGGAGUGGAGAGGGAAACAUCUCCGGGAUCGCAGGGAUAUCCUGAAACUCCUCACUGAAGCCCACAGCAUGAAGGAUGGACGAUUCGAGGUAUUUCUCCGUUUUGUUGCUGGUCUCUCCUCCCCAGCGUCAGCUCGGGGGCUGGAGGAGUUUCUGGGUCCAUUUCCCAAUCAAACAAUCUGCCGAGUGAUUGACUGGGUGAAGGAGAAGCUGAAACGUCAGAGUGGAAACACAUGGAGUGAAGCUGGUAAAAGGAGCCUCCUGAACACACUGCACUACCUGUUUGAGUCUCAGAACCGUGGACUGGCUCAGGCCGCACUGGGAUCUGUGGAAACACUUUCAUUCAGUGGAUUGCCGUUGACACCGAUUGACUGCGCCGUCCUGUGUCAUGCUUUUGGGCUCUGUGAUACAAUAAAACACCUCGAUCUGUGGGGCUGCUACAUUCAGUGUGAAGGGCUCCAGCGGCUGGGACCCGGGCUGCACAAAUGCCGAGAUUUGGUACUGGGGAGCAACGACCUUGGAGAUUCUGGAGUGAAACUGGUGUCUGCGGCUCUGAGGGACCCGGAGUGUAAAAUACAGAGACUGGAGCUGUGGGGUGUCGGUCUUACAGAUUCAGGUGCCGAGGAUCUCGCCUCCGCUCUCAGUACAAACCGCUCACUGACGGGGCUGGACCUGGGAUCAAACUCCCUCACAGACCGAUGUGUCCCCGCUCUCCGCCGCCUCAUCCUGACCCUCCCGAGUCUGGAGCGGAUCUGGCUGCGGGAGAAUCGGUUCAGUUCAGAUGGACAGAAUCAGCUGAAGUCCCUGCAGGGAACCAGACCCGGAGGUGUUUUCCAAUCAUCCUGGGACCCAACAAGCACGGAGACAAACCUGCUCAGGAUGCAGUCGGAGCAGCUACUACAAAGCAUUGGAAGCAGCUGGAGCUUUCCUCCGCCGGGACCAAAGUGUAAACAACAAGCAGAUCAACCUUCAGCUGUAAUCAUAAUGGACACAGAUCUGAACUCCGCAAUCUCCGCCUUCUUGUCAAACUGUGAGGAUCACCAGCUGUUCCGGUUGACCGGAUUCUACCGGGACCGACUGGAGCAGGCGAUUGAAGAGGGUGUGGAGGGACUCGGCCUCAUGUUAACAGGGGCGGAUCACUUCACUGGGCGGGAGUAUCACAGUGUGACUGAGCUCGCGGAGAAGGGAAACCGAGCGGCCGCUUCCAAACUCCUCCUGGAUCUGGUGAUGGAGAAGGGCUCCGGGGCCCGAAGGGUGAUGUGGGAAUCCUUUGUGAAAAUACGUCACACGUUGCCGAAGCUGAGCAGAAUAUUGAAAGAAAUACGGGACCGUGGUGCUGGGCAGUUCGCCUACAUGGACAACGAGCGGGGUUUAUCUGAAGUGCCCACUCACCUGAAAGAUGUUCAGCGGAAACACAAGGAGACUCUGCGGGCACGAACCGAAACACUGAGGGUGAACACGAUCCUGCUGAGGGAGAAGGUGAAGGUUUUCCAGCUGGUUGAUCGAUACGCUGAGCUCACGGUCAUUUCCACUGUUCGAGAUCGGAGACUCGUGGAACACGAGCUGCUGGCAAGGGGCCGGGACCAUGAGAAGUGGAGAGAGAAACAUCUCCGGGGAGAGCUGGAAAAAAUCCGGACUGAUCAAUUGUUUCAGAGAAAUUACUCCAUCAGUUUUUGGGGGCAAAUAAAGCGAUUCUUCACCCAACCGACCUCUGGGAGUUCAGCAGCAGUGGCCGGAGUCCCGGGGAUCGGGAAAACAACGAUGGUGCAAAAGAUUGUUUAUGACUGGGCCACGGGGAAAAUAUACCCACACUUCCAGUUUGUCUUCAGCUUCAAAUUCCGGGAUUUAAACUCCAUUAACUGCAGGAUAAACCUGAGAGAACUGGUUCUAGAUCAGUAUCCCUACUUUGGGAAUAUUCUGGGAGAGGUCUGGAAGAAUCCUGAGGGAUUGCUGUUUAUAUUCGAUGGUUUGGAUGAAUUCAAGCACACAAUCGAUUUUACUGACAGUGGCAGAGACACAGAACCUCAGCACGUGUGCCCAGAUCCCGAGUGGCGGUGUGAAGUGUCUGACAUUGUGUACAGUUUAAUCCAGCACAAGCUGCUCCCAGGGUGUUCAGUGCUGGUGACCACACGUCCCACUGCGUUACAUUUAUUGGAAAAGGCGGAGAUCAGUGUCUGGGCUGAAAUCCUGGGAUUCGUUGGUGAGGAACGGAAGGAAUAUUUCCACAGGUUUUUUGAAGAUCAGACGGUGGCAGCAGCUGUUUUCAAACAUGUGGAGCAGAACGAGAUCCUGUACACCAUGAGCUACAACCCCUCCUACUGCUGGAUCCUGGGUCUGGCACUGGGCCCCUUCUUCUCACAAAGACACAAAGAUCCGCAGCGAGUUCCCAAGACCAUCACCCAAUUAUAUUCCUACUACAUUUACAACAUCCUGAAAAACCACAGCCGUGAGAUUGAAAGCCCCCGUGAUGUGUUACUGAGGGUUGGUCAGAUGGCCUUCACAGGAGUGUCCGAGAGGAAGAUUGUGUUUACAGAUGGAGAUUUGAUCAAGUACAAUCUGCAGCCUUCCCAGUUCCUGUCCGGGUUCCUGAUGGAACUUUUGGAGAGAGAGGAUUGUGCCCGGAGCGUGGUGUACACAUUCCCACACCUCACCAUCCAAGAGUUUGUAGCCGCACUCGCACAAUUUCUGACUCCAGAUCGCAGGGAUAUCCUGAAACUCCUCACUGAAGCCCACAGCGCGACAGACGGGCGAUUUGAGGUAUUUCUCCGUUUUGUUGCUGGUCUCUCCUUCCCAGGGUCAGCUCGGGGGCUGGAGGAGUUUCUGGGUCCAUUUCCCCAUCAAACAAUCUGCCGAGUGAUUGACUGGGUGAAGGAGGAGGUGAAACGUCAGAGUGGAAACACAUGGAGUGAAGCUGGUAAAAGGAGCCUCCUGAACACACUGCACUACCUGUUUGAGUCUCAGAACCGUGGACUGGCUCAGGCCGCACUGGGAUCUGUGGACACACUUUCAUUCAGUGGAUUGCGACUGACCCCGAUUGACUGCGCCGUCCUGUCUCAUGUCAUUGGGCUCUGUGAUACAAUAAAACACCUCGAUCUGGGGCACUGCCACAUUCAGUGUGAAGGGCUCCAGCGGCUGGGACCCGGGCUGCACAAAUGCCUGGAGUUGGGACUGGACGACAACGACCUGGGAGAUUCGGGAGUGAAACCGGUGUCUGCGGCUCUGAGGGACCCGGAGUGUAAAAUACAGAGACUGCGGCUGUGGGGUGUCGGUCUCACAGAUUCUGGUGCCGAGGAUCUCGCCUCCGCUCUCAGUACAAACCGCUCACUGACGGAGCUGGUCCUGGGAUCAAACUCCCUCACAGACCGAUGUGUCCCCGCUCUCCGCCGCCUCAUCCUGACCCUCCCGAGUCUGGAGCGGAUCUGGCUGCGGGGGAAUCAGUUCAGUUCAGAUGGACGGAAUCAGCUGGAGUCGCUGCAGGGAACCAGACCCGGACUGAGGGUGAACCUGUGAACGUCCCAAUGUACAGACAUCCCCGCCCGCGGGACGGGAAUAUUUUUUGGCCGGUUUCCCGCCCUCCCCUUUAAACGCGCGCGCUCCCGGUUGAAAUCCCAACGGCCGGAGCGGAGCGCGCGCCCCCUCCCCUCCCGCUGUGACGUCAGGGGGAGUCCCGCU